AGUGCUAUUUCAUCACUGAUAUACAAAAAGAGGGGGGAAAUGGCAUCGACCUCAAUGUCCUCCCGUGGGUGUGGUUCAUGGACAGCCAAGCAAAACAAAGACUUCGAAAGGGCUUUGGCUGUUUAUGACAAGGACACCCCCGACCGUUGGUACAACGUUGCCAAGGCUGUCGGAGGCAAAACUGCCGACGAAGUUAAGAGGCACUACGAGCUGCUCGUGGCGGAUGUCGAGUACAUAGAGUCCGGUCAAGUUCCCUUCCCCUAUAGGUCCUCUGCAAAUUAGCCCCAAGAAUGUUGCAUGUCAGCUGCAAUAAAGAAGAUCAUCGGGUAGUAGCUACUAUUAAUUUAUAGAAGAAUCAGUCAUUAAUGAUUAUCUUCUAAGUUUU
Messenger RNA from Hibiscus syriacus, 385 nucleotides. Its product is annotated as protein RADIALIS-like 1. The transcript is spliced from 2 exons. The coding region runs from base 40 to 282 and encodes 80 amino acids. Gene Ontology annotation, molecular function: DNA-binding transcription factor activity. NCBI's taxonomy places the organism in Eukaryota, Viridiplantae, Streptophyta, Magnoliopsida, Malvales, Malvaceae. The record is from RefSeq and is a predicted model, not a curated record.